Alligator mississippiensis (American alligator) is the source of this 6738-nucleotide messenger RNA. Its product is annotated as prolow-density lipoprotein receptor-related protein 1. NCBI's taxonomy places the organism in Eukaryota, Metazoa, Chordata, Crocodylia, Alligatoridae. Gene Ontology annotation, molecular function: protein binding; calcium ion binding. Bases 1 to 6702 code for a protein of 2233 amino acids. The transcript has 33 exons. The record is from RefSeq and is a predicted model, not a curated record.
AUGGCCGGUGUCCGGGCGCCCCUAGUGCAGCAGGGGAAGCGGGGAGCCCUUAGCACAUCUGCCGCCAGUCUGAGCGGGCUCAGAAGCCCCGACGCCCCCGCAGCUCGCCUGAUUGACUCCCCUCUGCUCCCGGCCGCCGCCCAAUGGGGGCCCGCGGGCGGGGAUAUAAGCCCUCCCCGGGCCCCUUCUCACCAGCGCUUCCUCCUGUCCGCUCCGCCGCUGUCCCGCUCCUGCUGCCACCGCCUGCGCCACGCGCUGCCGCGCCGCUCCCGCACCAUGGGGCGCCCCGCGCUCCGGCUGCGGCUCCUGCUGCUGCUCCUGGCGGCGGCUCGUGCCUGGGGCCGCCUUCUGCCCGGCGCGGAUGAGCAAGCUUGUGGUACUACACAGCAGGCUGCAUGUGGAGAAAAGUGUAUUCCUCUAACGUGGCUAUGUAAUGGGGAACAUGAUUGCACUAAUGGGAUUGAUGAAGAUUGUGAAGUAGCAUGUCAUGGUGACCCAAAUGCAUGGCAGUGCGACAAUGGAAGAUGCAUUUCUAGUAGCUGGCUCUGUGAUGGUGUUAGUGAUUGCAUGGAUGGCUCAGACGAGAGAAACUGUGUAUGUGGAGAGAAGAAAAUUCGUUGUCAGGGAACUUCUCACUGCAUCGAUACUUGGGAAGUCUGUGACCUCCACGAAGACUGUGAAGAUGGCUCGGAUGAAGCAAGUUGUCCCAAGAGCCACUGUCUGCCAGGACAGUGGCAAUGUAAGAACAAAGUGUGUAUCAUGGAGGACUGGAAGUGCAAUGGCAUCAACAACUGUGGAGAUUCUUCAGAUGAAGAUGUCUGUGCAUCCUGUCCAGAAGGCAUGAUCCAAUGUGAUGAGGGGAAAUGCAUUAUGGAGUCACUUAUGUGCAAUGAUGAGAGGGACUGUCUAGAUGGAACAGAUGAGAUCACUACCUGUGGCAAAAACUGCUUUGUAAAUAACGGAGGCUGUGAGGGAAAAUGUACUGGAACUCACUGGGGUGUGAAGUGCUCAUGUGGUGCUGGCUGGGAGCUUCAUGUUAAUGGACAGAACUGUACUGAUGUGGAUGAAUGUGCCCUGGAAUACAAUCCCUGCAGCCAGCUGUGUAGGAAUACCAUUGGCUCUUUUACAUGUGGCUGUAUGAAGGGCUACUGGCUCCACAGUGGGACUACAUGCAAGGCUGCUGACAAUGCCACACAAAUCUUGCUAGCUUCAGGCCAUGACCUUGCUGUUUUGAAUGUGAGAACUCAUGACUAUCAAACCCUCAUCUCCACAAAGACUACACUUGAAGCUAUUGCUUAUGACUGGUUGAGAGAAACUUACUACUGGGUGGAUGAAGAGAGAAAAAUGUAUAUCUAUAUGCCUGGGAAGAACAGUACACUAUUCUACCCAGAUGUUGGAGAAGUAAACAGCAUAGCAGUGGACUGGCUCACAGGACAGCUAUACUGGGCCAGCAGCCACCCUCACAUGAUCUGUACUGGCUUAAGUGAUAAUCAGGGGUAUGUGAAAGUGUUAGAAAAGAAGCUGAUACCAGAGCAACUGACUCUGUAUCCAGAGAAAAGGUACAUGUACUGGGUGAAUCGUGGUGAGAAAGGCAGGACUCUGAUUGAAGCAGCAGGAAUGGAUGGUUCUGACAGACAAGUGCUUGCUGCAGUCUCCAUGGAAGAACCAUUGGGCCUGACUCUCGAUCACAUAACUGGCAGACUAUACUGGAUCAGCGAAUACAAAGAGUCUAUUGAAACCAUAAAAAUUGAUGGCAGUGGGAGACACACUUUUCCAGAGAUACUCAUGAAUCAUGAAGACCCUGUGGGACUUGCUGUAUUUGAAAGCACCUUCUUCUGGGCAGAUGAAGACCAUCUUGUGUCUGUUUCUUGGGAUUCCCUAGAGAAAAAGCAAGUGCUGCUGAAUGCCUCCAUCUCUGCCUUCACAGUGCUACAUGAGUUGCAACACUCUCCAUGGAACACUACUACAUGUACUCCAGGAUCAUGCAGUCACAUCUGCCUCCUCUCACCUGUCCAUCCAAAAGGCUACAAGUGUGCUUGUCCAGAAAACAUGUUCCUCCUGCCUUCUGGAAAAUGCGCAGAGUUAACACUUGUAUAUACAACUGGCAAAAAGCUCUACUUCCUGCAAGUAGGCCCCAAGGGUCUGACUGUCAACAAGACAGUGGUUCAAGAGCAGUGGAAAAACCUCCAUCUUCAGGAUGUGGACUGGAAAAGAGACUUCACUUAUUGGACGGAUAACAAAGGGACACUAAUACGCUUCACUGGGCACCCAGGAAGAGGAGAAACCAUCCAAAUUGGGUUACCAGUCUGUUCUGCUAAAGUUGAUAUAUCAUCUGGAGCCAUAUACUGGCUAGCUUGUAACAGAAGUUACAUUAAAGUUACCAGACUUGCUGACAUGGUCACAAAUACGCUCUACCAUGCGGAGAGCAUCAUAUGGCACAUCUCUCUAGACUGGCAGAGGGCAUCCCUGUACUGGCUUGAAAGUGGAAAACCUCUCAAGAAGAUGAACCUUACUAGUGGUAGUAUGCAGGAUGUCUGGAAUGUAACCUGGUCGGAUGACCUUCAUAUUGCCCUAGAUGCAAGAUCUUUCAGCUUUCUCUGGAGUUCAAAAAACCUGGGUCUGCAGGUUCUGAGCCUUGCUAAGAAUAAAAUGGACACAUUGAAGAAAAGCUGGAUGUAUGGGAUAGUAGCUGCUUAUGAACCUUACCUGGUGUCGGUCAACAAAACCAUUCUCCUGCUCUGGGACAGAAGGAAGAUGGAGGUCUUGGCCAGCAUAGAGGAAGCCAACAUAAAGGAAGUACUUUUGUUCCUGGCCACAGAAAUGAAGACUGUUCCAGAGCCAGUAGCUGUUUCUCCAAAGCCAGCUACCACAACAACACUUGCACCAGCGACUCUGAAGACAACAGUAACUACUACCAAAAAGAGUACGGCAGCUACCACAACAGUAAAGUUAACAACCACUUCAAUUGCACUAACUCCUCUGUCUUGUCCUCGGACUCUUGUACCUUGCCAAGAUGGAAAAGAGUGCAUACCAAAUGAGUAUUGGUGUGAUGGAGAGAGGGACUGUAAGGAUGGCUCUGAUGAAGAAGACUGUUCUCAGUUCUGUAAUUCUCCAGGGGUUUUCAAGUGUCUGAGUGGGAACAAAUGCAUUGAGGGGAGAGAGCACUGUGAUGGUGUACAACAGUGUCCUGAUGGUUCAGAUGAGUUAAACUGCUGGAAGCCCACACAAGAAUGUGCUCUGCGUUGUGAUGGCAACAUGCGCUGUGUCCCAGAGAGCUGGCUGUGUGAUGGCAAUGCAGACUGUCUUGAUCAAGCGGAUGAGCAAGGAUGUGUUCAUGAAGAGUGCAGCAAGUCUGAAUUCCAGUGCAGGAGUGGCCAGUGCAUCUCUUACUCCAUGCGCUGUGAUGGGGACUAUGACUGUAAGGACCACUCUGAUGAAGAAGACUGUGCAGUCCCCAAGCCACUACUAUGCCGAUCCGGAGAAGUUAUGUGCCCCAGAAGUGGAGAGUGUGUCCUGAAAGAAUGGAUAUGUGAUGAUGACCUAGACUGCAGAGAUGGAUCAGAUGAGCAGGACUGUGAGCAUGAGAAACCUGAAUGUAGUUCAAAGCAGUGGUCCUGCACUAGUUUCAAAGAGUGUGUUCCAGAUGUCUGGCGUUGUGAUGGGGAGAGAGACUGCAAAGAUGGAAGUGAUGAAACUGGAUGUCAGCCUGCAAAGUGCUCAAGUAAUGCGUUCCAGUGCAAAACAAAUGUCUGCCUGAACCACACCCUGGUCUGUAAUGGCAGGAAAGACUGCACAGAUGGGUCAGAUGAAGGUGAUAACUGUGUUCUGCCAUGUCAGAAGCCAUGCUCUCAAAUCUGCUACCAGUCACCUGGGGGACCUAGAUGCUCUUGUCGCAAGGGAUUUGAACUGCAUGAUGAUGGCUUCUCCUGUAGAGACAUCAAUGAGUGCCAGGAGCUAAGGCAUGCCCCUUGUAGCCAGACCUGUGUCAAUACUAAUGGCACCUACAGCUGUGCCUGCCACCCUGGCUACCUACUGGAACCAGAUAACCACACCUGUAAAGUGACAGGUUCAGAGCCAAUGCUGCUUGUAGCAGUCCAGUCUGACCUAUUACUCUAUGGAUUGAGAAGUCUGAAAGAUGAUAUCCUAGCUACCACUGACAAGAACUUAAUUAUCUUCUCUGUUGACUAUGACUUGGUAGAAAAGAAGGUUUUUUGGAUGGAUCUCAAUGCAGAAAGCAUUAAAUGGAUAUCAAUGGAUGCCAGGAAAAAGGGAACUCUUGUGAAAGGCAUCAAGUCAGACAGUAUUGCAGUAGAUUGGGUAGGGAGGAAUCUCUACUGGACUGAUGGGACUGCAGGGCAGCUGUUGGCCAUGCAACUAAAUGCUCCUUGGAGAAGAAAUGCUGAGUACACAGUGGUUCUAGAUGAGGAUUUAGACCAGCCUCGAUCACUGGUGCUCCAUCCACUGAAUGGGUUAAUGUACUGGUCUGAAAUAGGGGGCCAACCUCAAAUAGAAGAAGCUGGCAUGGAUGGCAGCAAUAGGAAAAUACUUAUUGACCAAGGGCUUGGCUGGCCAACUGGUCUGGCUCUUGACCUCCUAAGCUGGAAAAUCUUCUGGUCUGAUGACAAAUUUCACAGCAUUGGCUCUGCCAAUCUAGAUGGCAGUGGCAUAAAGGUAUUCCAACUAAGCCAGAUCAAGAGUCCCUUCUCAGUAGUUGUAUUUGAGGAUGAUAUCUACUGGUCUGAGAUGAAGACAAGGACUGUACAAAAAGUAGACAAAAAGACUGGUAAAAACAGGACUGUAUUGAUCAAGCGUCAUGGACAGCCCUAUAGCCUAAAGGUAAUGCAUGAAGUGUUGCAACCAACUGCACCAAACCCUUGCAGAGAACUUGGCUGCUCCCACUUAUGUCUGUUGAAUCCAAAAAGCAAAGGAAGCUGUCGGUGCCCAAUUGAACUAGUGCUUGCUGAUGGAAAAAACUGCAUUCCUCUUAAGGAUUCUGCAUUCUUGUUCCUAGUAGCUUCAACAGCUAUUACUCAGGUAUACCUGAAAAAGCUGCCAGCUACAAUAGGAGGGACAACUCUUCCUGAACACAAUAUUCUACCUGUCAUCAACCUAGAGCAUCUGACAGCAAUAGACUAUGCCGUGAAAGACCAGUCACUCUACUUUGCAGAGCUGGAAGGUGGUCACAUAAAGCUGUUAAAAAUCAAGGAUUCUGGCAAACUCCACUGGAAGAAAGUAGUGCCAGUAGAAGGCACUGUAAUAUCUCUUGCUCUUGACUGGUUGAGUGGUAAUAUAUACUGGGUCAGCAGCCAGAACCCAUACAUUCAAGUAGUAACUUCAAAUGGCCGUUAUAAUCUGACACUGAUUGACAAAGAGAUCCAUAAAGCAGUUGCAAUUGCACUGCACCCACCAACCGGGAUGAUGUGCUUUAUUGACCUAGGCUCUGAGAUUCCUAGGGCUACCCCAAAGAUAGUGUGCUCUGCUAUGGAUGGCAGCAAAAAGAUGGUGCUCUGGAGGAGAUCCCAAAUUCCUGUUGGCUUGACUUUUGCAGACCUGGGCACUCGGCUCUACUGGGCUGACCAUAUGAAAGGUGUUGUUGAAAGCAUUCAGUUGGAUGGCUCAAAAUACAGAGUAGUACGGGGAGGGCUGCAUGGCCUCUCGCUCUUCACAAUUGGCGAAGGCAUGAUGGUCUGGACAACCUCCACUAACAAUGAUACAAGAGUGUGGCACAGCAAACUAGAAGCAACAGAGAACUGGUGGUUUCAAGUGGAUGGGAAGAUCAUGGACCUAAAGAUAUACAGCAAGUUCACACAGCAAGGUACAAAUGGCUGUUCAGAGAACAACGGUGGAUGCAGCCAGAUCUGCUUGGCAACACCACAAGGGAGGGUCUGUAAAUGCUCCACUGGUUAUAAUCUAGAGCAUGGUACUGAAUGCAUUGCAGCUGUGACAUGUCCUGAGCUACUCAAGGCUUGCAGAGAUUUCAAGAAAUGCUUUACCAAAGAGCAAGCAUGCAAUGGCUACUUUGACUGCUUGGAUGGCUCUGAUGAAAGUGACUGCACCUAUCAAGAUGGGAAGAAACCCAGCACAACGGUACCACUUCCAAAGAGGCCAGGCAAGGAAGAGGAAGUACCAAAACGUAUCCUAACCACCACCAAGAGACCCACCACUAGAACCAAAUAUUUGUACCCAGAGGUGACAAAAUAUGCCAGAAGGAAGCCUUCAACUGUACAGACCCCUCCCCUAUAUAGGGAAAACAGGAUCACUCCAUCAAGCAUAUGGGAACGUAUAGAGCCUUCUCCAUCUCUCAGCAUUGAAAGGGUCCUUGGUUCUCAACCUUGCAGUAGUGAAACAUGUAAUAUGAGAGGAGAUUGCACCAUUGAAGAUGGCAUGGUGAAGUGCCACUGCAUGUUGGGAUACAGUGGUGACCACUGUGAAGAACCAGCAGUCAAACCUGCAGCUGGUCCCAUUAUCCUGGGCAUUCUUGUAGUACUGCUUAUCCUCAUGGCAAUGGUGGGAGCUUUCUUCUACAUGAGAAGGCAAAGUACCUUGAGAAGGACCUCCAGCACAGCCUCCUUUAGGCCUCUGACCUCUUAUCACAGGGAGAGUGAACCAGAGGAAGAAGAUAUUGCCACAAAUGUCUUGACAUUUGUUAACAAAGCCUAUGAUGGAAGACAGGAGCUGGUAACUCCCCUGAAGAUGGAAUGAGUUCAGCCUUGAAAUUAAAGUCUUAGUGAAAUUAAA